This is a messenger RNA of Rosa rugosa (rugosa rose), 3147 nucleotides long. Its product is annotated as protein phosphatase 2C 29. NCBI's taxonomy places the organism in Eukaryota, Viridiplantae, Streptophyta, Magnoliopsida, Rosales, Rosaceae. Gene Ontology annotation, biological process: protein dephosphorylation. The coding region runs from base 235 to 2589 and encodes 784 amino acids. The record is from RefSeq and is a predicted model, not a curated record. Gene Ontology annotation, molecular function: protein serine/threonine phosphatase activity. The transcript has 4 exons.
UAAAAUAUAAAAAAACACUGGCACUCCUUCUCUCUCUGUUUACUUUGGCUCUCUCAGUUCCUUCUUUCUUUUCUAUUUUUCAAUUUUUUUAAAAUGUCCUUUGGUGCUAUUUGGGUUGUUGAGCUCUGCCGGAAAAUCGCGUAGGUAAACGAGAGAGAGAGAGAGAGAGGAACCUCCUUUGUUUUGGUGUGAGGGCAGAGCUAGGUGAAAGGCAGUUGAGCCGAGUCAAAUGUGAUGGGAAGUGGAGUCUCCACCCUCUCCUCUUGCUUCAGAUCGGCUCACCCGACCCCCGACCACAACGACGUCGUCUUCUCCGCCUCCGAGCCCUUGGACGAAACCCUAGGCCAUUCUUUCUGCUAUGUAAGGUCCUCCGCCCGCUUCCUCUCCCCCACUCAGUCGGAUCGCUUUCUUUCCCCUUCCAACUCCCUCCGGUUCUCGCCGCCGCACGAGACCCGCACCCGGCCCGGCCUCCCCGAGACCGGCUUCAAGGCCAUCUCCGGCGCCUCCGUCAGUGCCAACAGCUCCACUCCCCGGACUGUCCUCCAGCUUGACAAUAUUUACGACGAUGCCACUGAGAGUGUGAACGGUGGCUUCGGCGGCGGAGUCAGGGGCAGCAUAGUCAAUGGUUUCGAGAGUACGUCGUCGUUUAGUGCCCUGCCUCUCCAGCCCGUGCCGCGGGGAGGCGAGCCCUCGGGCCCAAUGGAGCGCGGCGGGUUCUUUCUCUCCGGUCCGAUAGAGCGUGGGGCGCUCUCCGGUCCGCUCGACUCGAACCCGCCCGGACCGGACGGCGAUGUCCACUUCUCGGCGCCGCUCGGCGGUCUUUACGCCAAGAAGAGGAGGAAGAAGGGCAUUUCCGGGAUCCGGAAGGCGUUUUACCGCAACUUCGAGAAGAAGCAACGGCCGUGGGUGGUGCCGGUGCUCAAUAAUUUCGCCGGACGGAAGGAGGGACCACCGGCGAACGGGGAGGAGCACGAGACGGCGAGGAAUAACGAGACCAAUGUCCAGUGGGCUCUCGGCAAAGCCGGGGAGGACCGGGUACAUGUGGUGGUUUCGGAGGAGCAAGGGUGGCUCUUUGUUGGGAUUUAUGAUGGGUUUAACGGCCCUGAUGCGCCGGAGUUCUUGAUGGGGAAUCUUUACCGUGCUUUUUACAAUGAGCUUCAGGGCUUGUUUUGGGAGGUUGAUGAUGAUGAGGAAGCCCAAGAAGGCAAUCAUACAAACCCACCAGAUGUUGCCCAAGAAGUUAAUGCUACUACUAGCUCACCAAACCUUGCUUCAGAGGGUGAGGCUAAAAUUGAUGGGGAAGUUUCGGAUGCUGGAAAUGGGUCGAAUUCGAAUUCUGACCCCUCGGCGGCGGGUGAUCGGACAAAGAGAGUGACAUUUCAACCGGAGGGGAGGAGGCGCCGGCUGUGGGAGUUACUCCGCGAGGCUGAGGCCGAAGAAGGGCUUGACCUUUCAGGUUCGGAGAGGUUUGCUUUUUCUGUGGAUGAUGCCCUCACUGUCAGCAAUGCUGGUUCGGCUGGCUCUGCAGAGAGUAGGAGGUGGCUUUUGUUGUCGAAAUUGAAACAGGGAUUAUCUAAGCAUAAGGAUGGCCAGGGUCCUGGUAAGAAGCUGUUUCCGUGGAGGUUUGGUUUGGAGGAUAAAGAGAAGGUUGAGGUUGAGAAUAGAGUGGAGGAGAGGUCUGCUCCGCCUGGUAGGAGAAGGAAGGAGGGUCCGGUCGAUCAUGAAUUGGUGUUGAGGGCAUUGUCAAGGGCUUUACAGGUGACGGAGCUUGCUUAUUUGGAUAUGACUGAUAAGGUCAUUGAUACAAAUCCAGAGCUUGCUUUGAUGGGGUCGUGUUUGUUGGUUGUGCUAAUGAGGGAUGAAGAUGUGUAUGUGAUGAAUGUGGGGGAUAGUAGGGCGAUUGUUGCACAUUAUGAGCCGGAGGAAGUUGGUACAAGCGUGAAAUCAGGGGGGCAGAAGGACCAUGGGUUGAGUGCUGAGGACAUAACUGAGGCAUCCUCAGCUGUGGGCGAUGAGGCUCCUACUCAACCAAUGAGAUUGGCUGCAUUGCAGCUGUCCACUGAUCACAGCACGAGCAUUGAAGAAGAAGUGAUAAGAAUCAAGAAUGAACACCCAGAUGACAAAAACUGUAUUCUCAAUGAUAGAGUGAAAGGUCGUCUUAAGGUUACCAGAGCGUUUGGGGCAGGCUUUCUGAAACAGCCCAAGUUCAAUGCUCCGCUAUUGGAAAUGUUUCGGAAUGAGUACAUUGGUACCGAACCAUACAUCUCAUGUUUGCCUUCUCUUCGCCACCACAGACUCUGCCCUAGUGAUCAGUUUUUGAUUCUUUCAUCUGACGGUCUGUAUCAGUAUCUAAGCAAUCAGGAAGUUGUUUCUCAUGUGGAGAAUUUUAUGGAGAAGUUUCCCGAGGGAGACCCUGCACAACACCUGAUAGAGGAGCUUCUUUUCCGUGCUGCAAAGAAAGCCGGAAUGGAUUUCCAUGAAUUACUGGACAUCCCUCAAGGAGAUCGCAGGAAGUAUCACGAUGAUGUUACUGUUAUGGUCAUAUCACUUGAAGGAAGAAUUUGGAAGUCAUCAGGAAAGUACCUUUGACGACAUUAUACACAAGCAAGCAAUGUUUUCUAUACAAGCUAUAUUGCAAUUUCGAAUUUCAGCUAGAGAUAGUCUGCAAGCAGUAUGGAAAGCUUUGCUGCUGACCGUAGUCCAUGGGGGUCCAUUAGGUUUUGUUUUCUGUCUCACAGCAUAAGCAUACAACUAGUAGGGGAUGGUAAUGGCGAAAGGCUGAUGUUAGAUAUCAUCAUCAAAAUAGAUGCAAGAUAUUGGGUUCAGUGAUGAAAAUGAGAAUCUGCAGAUGGAGUAGUUGGGAAAUGCUCUUUAGGGGAAAAAAAUGUUUUAUUUUUGUCCCAUUUCUUUUAGACUUAAAAGAACAAAAAAUAGAAAAUUUGCAAAUAGGUGCAGCCUCUUUCCAUUUCAUCUGUGCCUUUCUCUUUUGUAUCUUUUCCGGAGCCGAAAAUGUGUUUUGUAAAUUGGUGGGGGUACAGAAUUUACUUACUGAACUUUGAGCAUUCCCUUGUCAAUACCUGAGCAGCUGUAAUUUUGAAGGUGGGGUUUCCACCCAUUGCGGAUAUGAAGAGUUCAAAAUUUUACCAA